Messenger RNA from Daphnia carinata, 1973 nucleotides. Its product is annotated as cytochrome P450 4C1-like. The transcript is spliced from 11 exons. Bases 94 to 1695 code for a protein of 533 amino acids. NCBI's taxonomy places the organism in Eukaryota, Metazoa, Arthropoda, Branchiopoda, Diplostraca, Daphniidae. The record is from RefSeq and is a predicted model, not a curated record. Gene Ontology annotation, molecular function: heme binding; monooxygenase activity; iron ion binding.
CCGUUCAGUCAGCAACGAACCGGCCGUGAGUCGGGUCCAUCAUUUUUUGUACGCGUCUUCUCCAUUUGCGGGUGAGUGCGAGGUGUGAACGUCAUGCUCUUUCUGCUACCUGUGCACGGCUUCUACCUGCAAUGGAUAAGUGGCAUUGGAUUUAAUUGGCCAACGUGGUUCGUGUUGACAUCGUUCAUCCUUGUCGCUUGGUUAUGUUGGCGUAAUUCACGAUUCGUGCGGCUCGUUAGCGCCGUACCGUGCCCGAAAGGAAUCCCGAUCUUCGGCAACCUUCUUCAACUUAACGUUGGUCAAGUUGAAUUCUUAAGGAUCGUUCAUCGUGAAUGGGUAGAGAAACACGGACCCAUUUAUUGUGGAUGGGGCGGUUCGCGUGCCAUCGUUUGCAUAGCCUCUCCUGAAUUAAUGGAGCCGAUCCUCGCAAGCCAGAAGCUUAUUACAAAAGGAAAAGAAUAUUCUUACCUGAGCAAGUGGUUAGGCGAUUGCAUGUUUCUGACAACAGGGAAACGAUGGAGAAGCCGCCGUCGUAUGUUGACACCUGCUUUCCAUUUCCAAAUUUUGGAGAAUUUCUUCGACGUGUUCAACGAUCAAAGUCGUCAAUUAAUCAAAGAACUCGAAGCAGCUGCCGCUUCAUCUGCUGACGAUGGAUCCGUUAACGUCUACAAGAUACUAACGCAGUGCGCUCUGGAUAUUAUCUGCGAUUCAUCAAUGGGCCGUCAGGUGAGGAAGCGAGAAGAAACUAGUGGCUACCUGCAUUCCAUAAACAGGAUAACGCAGUUGACUAUGGAACGGAGUCUGAGACCUUGGCUAGACAAUGACGUGCUUUUUAACCUGACGGCAUUGGGUCGAGAGAAUCAGCAGUGCGUAAAAGUGCUGCACGAUUUCACCAACCAGGUGAUACAGGAUCGGAAGAAGAUGUUGAAUAACAACAACUUGAUUGACACGACCAUUAGCGAUCAUGAAAAAAUCGAAGAAAAUUCAGCGAAGAGGAGAUUAGCCUUCCUCGAUCUGUUGAUUCAAGCCUCAGAGAAUGGAACUAAACUUAGCGAUGAUGACAUCCGCGAAGAAGUAGAUACGUUCAUGUUCGCCGGGCACGAUACGACAGCCACAGCGAUGAGUUGGUUUCUUUAUUGCAUCGCUAGGAAUCCAGACGAACAGAAACUAUUGUUUGAUGAAGUGGACGAGAUGUUCGAAGACAGUGACCGUCCUUGCACACCUCAAGAUUCGGCUAACCUCAAGUACCUGGACUGCUGCAUCAAAGAAACUCUGAGGCUUUACCCGAGUAUUCCCGGUGUGAUGAGAACCAUCACGGAAGACACAGAAAUUGGUGGAUACGUUUUACCAGCCGGAUUAUCCGUAGCGCUGCUCAUCUACGGAAUGCAUCACAAUCCAACAGUCUACCCAGAUCCCGACGCCUUUAAGCCCGAACGGUUUUUACCCGAACAGAGUGCUAACCGUCAUCCGUACGCUUUCAUUCCUUUCAGCGCUGGACCUCGAAAUUGCAUCGGUCAAAAAUAUGCCCUUUUCGAAUUGAAAGUCGUCUUGUCUUGGGUCUUACGCAAAUUUGAAUUCUCAUUGGUUGACCCGACGAGCCCGCCGGUCAGCGCGUCCAGCGAGAUCGUGCUGAAGCCACUGGAUGGUAUCCACUUGUCGGUGAAAUUACGUCAGCCCUGCUCAAUUGCCGUUUAGGUGAGGAUUCUUCGCACAAGACAAAACGAAUUGUAAUGUUAUUAUAUCGAUAACGAUUUUGAAUUAAGCUAGAUCAAUUUAAAUAUCAAAACGCACACUCACGACACACAAGAACAAAAGAGAGUCCAUUUUCAUAUAUAGAUAGAUUUUUUUACUUUGCGUCGAUAAUAAUUAUAUGCAUAUUGACUAUGUAUUCCACUGUACGUCACACAUACACACACACGCACACACACAAAAAAAAAGAAAUAAAAUUGAAUAUUUCGUUACACUCUACAUAA